This is a messenger RNA of Candidozyma haemuli, 828 nucleotides long. RefSeq lists its product as uncharacterized. The record is from RefSeq and is a predicted model, not a curated record. The coding region runs from base 1 to 828 and encodes 275 amino acids. NCBI's taxonomy places the organism in Eukaryota, Fungi, Ascomycota, Pichiomycetes, Serinales, Metschnikowiaceae. The transcript has a single exon. Gene Ontology annotation, cellular component: Mis6-Sim4 complex.
AUGAGUUACCUCUAUAUUAAGCGAUUUGUCGAAGAACAAGUUGAAAUACUCAGUCAACCGUUGGUUAUUGAUGAUGACGUGCGCCGGGUAAUGGCCAAACACAAUCUUCCCGAAGAAACGGUGAAAAACGCCCUUUUCAAAGUCAACCUACUGUUGAAGAGACAUAACAAGCACAAGUUCAGUAAACAGGUGGUACAUCAGCUUGUGCAGCAGAUUACGAAAAACGAACAUGAUAAGCUUAUGAAGGUGAAUGAACAGUUACAAAAAGUUACCCAGUUAGUUCAGCCUAUAAUUGUGCCUGAAGCCAAAGGAGGACUUACAGUACUGGAAAGAGUUACUAGGCUACAAGAAUUGGCAGAUGUUUUGCCUGAACCAGCCUAUUUAUUUGCAUUGGACGGAGGGGAAGAUGAGGAAGCAGAGAAGGAGAAGGUUGAAGAAAAGGAGGAGGAUAACGAGGAUGGGCUUAUAGUGGAUGAUCAGGAUAGAGUGGAACGGAUCCUGAAGAAACAGCUUGAAGAAGAGUAUAUUCAGGCGAUCAGGGAGGAAGUUAAAGAAGACGUGACGUUACAGAAAGCCACCAAUGAAGAGCUACGCCAGCGGUAUGCUGCCCUUCGUGAACAGUUGGUAGAGAUCAGCCAGAAGCUUAUUUAUGACCAGCAGAAGUUGGGGUACUUGGAGGCGCUUGAAAAGAAGGUUGAGGCUUUGAAGGGCAGUGGGAUGGAGGCGCUGGAGGCGCUGGAGGCGCUGGAAGGUGGAAGAGAUGACCUAGAGGCCCAGAUCACCAGGUUCCGUAUUCUCGUGGAGAAGUUGGAGUACGCCACGACGUAG